UAUUUGACAGAAAUAAAACGAAGACCCAAUUUGCUAACGCUUUAAAACAAAAGUGCAAAACACUUGCCCGAAAAUUCCGAUUUUACUUAAUUAAAAUCGUUUCAAUAUUAACUAGUCUCAAUGCAGGAACCCGAAGAAACAAUUAUCGUGCCCGAUCAAACGGCCGAAGCGAUUUUAAAGCCAGAAGAAACCUGCGAAAAAGAUCCUGAAAGCGAUGGUAUGGAAGAGGACAACGACGACGAGACCAAAAGCGAGAACUUCGAAGGAUUCAAUGGAACCGGACGCACGGUGACUCUACAAAUGCUGAUGGCGGCAAAUGUACUGCAGCCGGGAAAAUCUGCAAUGACCAUUGAGUAUUUGGGCCAGAAAUUCGUGGGUGAUCUUCUGGCGGAUGGAAAGAUCAAGUCACAAGAAACCGAGACGAUAUUCUUGACUCCCAGUGCAUGGGCGAUGCACUGUAAGCGUAUUAUAAACCCGGAAAAAAAGUCAGGAUGUGGGUGGGCUUCGGUAAAGUACAAGGGUAAGAAACUGGACGUCUACAAAGCGACCUGGUUGCGCAAAUGCGCUCUGCAAAAAGACUCCACCGCUGACGAUGAUCUCGAUGCUGAUGGUGAGAAAAAGCCAGAAUCACCACAGCCUGUGAUAAAACGCACAGUAUUUUCGCACAAUGCCAUAAGCAAUCGGAACGUGAUGCAUGAUGCAAAUGCACUCAUAGAAGCUGUACCGUUUUCGGCUUUAAAUAAACUACAACCAUUCCUGUUGACAAUCAGUUCGUCAGCUUUGUUCUUGGCCGAUUUUCAUUGCCACUUAACCAUGCAUGAGGUGUGUGGAUACUUCGGAGGAACCUGGGAUGUAAACACACACACUUUGGCCAUAACAAAAGCCUAUCCUUGUAAGAAUAGUCGCUUCGAUAGACACAAAGCUGCAGACGUUGAACUUGAAAUUCAAAAGUCAAUAAUGACAGAUCAAUUAAUACUCGUCGGUUGGUAUCAUUCUCAUCCCAAAUUCCAAGCUGAGCCCACUCUACGAGAUUGUGACUCUCAAUUGGACUAUCAGAUAAAAAUGCGUGGACCAUCCGAAGUGACUUACACUCCGUGUGUUGGUUUAAUUAUUUCUCCAUAUUUUGACGAAAAUGCCACUCUGGAGUCUGUGGCAAAAUCUAUUUGGGUUGUUCCUCCGCAAGAAAAUCGCCAGUGCAUGGAAUAUGGCCGUCCAAUGCUGAUGCAGUAUUCUGUCCUUCCUGAAAAGGAAUUUCCCGAACAAAUUCGUAAUGAAGUCACAGCAUGCGUCGAUUACUAUCAGAAAUUUAGAAAUGAACUGGUUAAAUUCGGGGCUAUUUUUAAGGAUGAUAUAACAUAUGUGGAGAAGCUGAAGAAUUCAAUGUAUCCUAAAUUCCCGCGUGAAACUAACGAAAAGGUUUUCUGGAACACCAUACUUAAUGCUCUGGGAUGUGAUGAAGAAGAGGAGUUUAUACCGCCAGCAAUUGCGAAGUACGAGAGAAUCAAAGAGGAACUCAAACCCGAGCCAGUACAACUUAAAAUCGAAACCAUAAAAGAGGAACCCGAAGCAAAGGUCGAUAAAAAUGCUGCUGGGGAAUUGAAGGUUAUGUCAUUACAGGAGCAACUAGGUCUUCCGCCUGGCUUGAAUAUGAAUCCGACUCGUCUUUGUUCUCCCUUGGCUACUCCAAAUCCAAACCCCAAUCCAAACCCAACUGCAACUCCAAAUCCAACACCAACUGUAACUCCCAAUCCACCACCGGUCAUACCAAUUCCUAGUACAACGCCCAUUCCGCCGCUGGUUCCGGCCCCAAUCUUAUCCACAAACAGCACAACUCCAACAGCUACCUCUUCGCCUCGAGAUAGCCCUAUAACGAUUCCCUCGAAUUCUGCGAGCCCGGCCAAGUUCGAAAUCCCAGUGCGGGCAAGUCCCUCGCCAGCAAAGUCGGAUACUUCUUCCAGUCGUACGCGCAACUCACCGGCACCAAGUCCUGGCAAGUUUAGUGUCAGUGAUAUAUCCCGCAAUAGUCCAAGCAUCACGCCCAAUAAAUACGAACCCCAACCAUCACCACUGGCCACGGCUGCAUCAUCAGCUAACGACUUAAUGGCAGCUAGCCUCGCCUCCUUGGCUGGUCAACUGCCACCCAACUUCCUUCAAACCGACAUCGCAGCUUUGUUCAGAGGACAGCACGCAAAGGAUUACGGUAGUUCAUCGCUCAAUCAACUGGCAGCGGCAGCCGCAAAAGUUGGAAAUAAAACAAACCUCGAUCAUUCCAACCCCAGUCAACUGGAUCCGAGUUUAUAUGCCAGUGCUAGUGGAUUUAACAUACCCGGGCCAUCGCGGGCCGCUAUAGAUCAGUCUUCAUCGUCGUGCUCUUCGACGGCAUCUUCGAAGUCGAUGUCUAAACAAGAACGCGCCGAGUCACGCCAAUCGAAAUCUUCGGCCAGUAAUUCAUACAAAACCAAACUCAUGAAGGAACUGGACGAUCUCAAAAACGAUCCAUUAAAGAUGAGCGAGCUAAUGCGUUCUCCCGAGUAUGCUGCUCUCUUGCUUCAGCAGGCCGAAGCAUUGGGUGCCACAACAUUGGGAACUUUAGGAUUUGGUGCUGAUUUCUCCUAUCUAACCGGUGCCAGUAGUAGCGGCAGCUCAAAGAAACAACAACAGCAGCAGCAACAACAGCAACAACAACAGAGUUCUCCACUUACCGCUGACUACAAUAAUCUGUUGCAGGCCUCAAAGUUGCUUGGUUACGACUCGUACAUGCAACAAGCUAAAACUAGCAAUGACUUAAACGCAUUCCUGCAGCAACAGAUGGCAGGAGUGUCGGCUGCCGCGUCAUCGGCCUCUUCUUCGUCAUCUUCGAAAAAACAACAACAACAGCAGCAUCAAGCUCAACAAGCUCAGCAACAGGCACCGCAUCCAGAUUACACGACUCUCCUUCAGACUUAUUCCAAACUCUUCGACACCAGCAAUCAGUAUGGCACUGGGAAGCCCACAAGUGCACAUCAUGAACUGUCAGCGCUUCUGGCUGCAGGCGUAGGUGGGAUGAGUGGCAUUGGUCUCAAUUCGGGAUCUUCCUCCAACAGCAGCAAAAAGAAGCAAGAGCAACAACAACAGCAACAGCAGCAGCAGCAACAAAACGACAUGCUCAACCAGUUGCUUCAGUCAGAAAAAAACCAAUCGGACCUCAACGCUUUACUCUAUCAUCAAAAUAAGGCAGCUGCUGACUUAAAUGCUCUUUUUGCAGCUCCAUCUGCCAGCGGCAGUUCUUCAUCAAAAAAUGCUGCCAACGAUCCGGCAGCUUACUACAAUCAGUUGGCUCAGGAGAAGAUGCAAGACUACGCUGCAUUCUUUCAGCAACAUCAUGGCAAAUACGGAAUUCCAGAUCCGUUGUCCAAGUCCACCUUAGCCGCUAACAAUCUCUUUAUGUCGCCAUCGGCCCUACUCAAACUCCAACAGGAAUCUCUCAAUGCUAUGAUGAUGAAGCCUCCUAAAUCAACUUCUUCGUCUUCGUCGACCUCCAGGGCUCGUGAAUCGUCUGCUUCGCCAGCCCAGGAGCGUCUCACCCCAACCAAGAGUGUUCGUGACAAUUCUGGGGGCGGCGGCGGCGGCGGUGGUGGUGGGAGUGGAAGUGGUGGUGCUGGUUCUCAGUCUGGCAUCAAAUACAACUUCAGUGCUGUUGAUUUAGCCAUAUCCAGUGUGUCCAGCAAUACACCAUCACCGGCUCCAUCAGAUGGAAGCGGAUCGUCCAGGCGCCCAUCCAACACACCACCGGUAGACCUAAGUCGGUUGUAUUCGGAGCUCGCACCACCGACAAAGAAACGCAUGGAGUUCUCAUCGAUUGCCGAUCUAGCAGCUCCUCCACCGAAAAUUCCAAAAAACAGCCAGGAUCGAGAUGAUAUUCUUAAUCUUUCAUCGAAUGAGUGAAUCGUCUUUUAAUAAUGCUCACAUCACUUAAUGUUGUCUUCUUCUCUUCUUUGUUGUGUCCUCUUAUUUACAUUGACCCCUCUCGAUCCCCCCUUUCCUCCCUCCUUGUCUUUCACUUGAUCUUCGUCUUAUCAUUUAUAAAUCGGUAGCAGUAUUUUUUUCAUUUGCAUUUUACAGACUUAACUUAGGCAUCAAUCAUACCCUAUAUUUAAAAUAAAAAUUAUUAAAACAAAAAAUAUA
This is a messenger RNA of Eupeodes corollae, 4164 nucleotides long. Its product is annotated as MPN domain-containing protein CG4751. Gene Ontology annotation, cellular component: BRCA1-A complex; BRISC complex. The transcript is spliced from 6 exons. Gene Ontology annotation, biological process: double-strand break repair. Lineage: Eukaryota; Metazoa; Arthropoda; Insecta; Diptera; Syrphidae. Gene Ontology annotation, molecular function: metallopeptidase activity; polyubiquitin modification-dependent protein binding. The record is from RefSeq and is a predicted model, not a curated record. Bases 121 to 3924 code for a protein of 1267 amino acids.